This is a messenger RNA of Metschnikowia bicuspidata var. bicuspidata NRRL YB-4993, 4444 nucleotides long. RefSeq lists its product as uncharacterized. Bases 324 to 3965 code for a protein of 1213 amino acids. The record is from RefSeq and is a predicted model, not a curated record. Lineage: Eukaryota; Fungi; Ascomycota; Pichiomycetes; Serinales; Metschnikowiaceae. The transcript has a single exon.
UGGGUGCCGUCUCUCACUGCGCCGCCCCGCCCGAGCGCUCGACCUGUAGAGCGCGGUAAGACAUCCCUACCUCCACAUACACACACCUAGUGAGAAGUUCACACGAGAAAAGCUUUUGUAGGACGUCAUAGAACACUCCAUCAAAAGAGGCCGGAUUUCCCCUUUCUUUCAUUUUGGACCCAGUGUGACAGGAACUCUAGAACUCUGACGGCAGCUACGCUUCUCAAUUCCUCACGGCGCCACACACACAGGUCCACGCUCGCCUGCCCAAAAGCAAAAACCAGAAGAAAAAACUCAAAUAGGCACAUCCUCCGGAGAAUGCCAUGAAGGAGCACACUCAAGGCAACCGCUUGAUCACCGGCUCAAAUUGCUACUUCGACUAUGAGACCCUGGAUGAACACAAACACACGGGGCAGCCGCUGCAGAGGCCCCCGCCGCCACUGGAGCCCAUGGCGCCACGAAUGCCUCAGACGGCCGGGGCCCUAGAGCCGAAAACGCCCACGAAAAAGAAGAAAAAGAAGAAGAAAGGCAAGUCUGCCGCCGACGCCACGGGCGGCACUGUGCCGGCAGUCACAGGUGCGCAGUUUUCGGUCAACGACGUGUCUUUGGCAGAUCCCGACGCAGACUACCCGGAAUCGCGGCUCAUCAAAGUGGGCCCGAACGGAGACCUCAUAGUGGAAAGCCUAGACGACGAAUUCCCGCGGCAGCCAGACGAGGGGUUUGCGAAGAGAAUGGUGCCGCCGGUGCUGUCGAUCCCACGGAAAUUGGCGCACAAGAUCCUCGCCUUUGACGGCGAUCAGCAGCAGUUCUGGGAUGAGUUGUCCGUAGAAGCACAAAAGCAAAUGUUUACCAUCGACGCUACAGCGAUCACUGAGAGUGUGCGCCAGCAACAGAAGGACCUCGCUUCCCGAAACAUACAGGCCGACGGAGCACCUAGCCAUGAGCACCUGUGGACACAUAACUCCCACUCCAAGUGCUAUUGCUCGCGAUGCGAGCGGAACGACUUGCAUAUCCUCAACAUCAUUGACGAAGGGUUUGACACGUACAUGGAGGAGCUCAUCGAAGGCUUGUGGGAACAGUUCGAACUACAGUACCACGACCUAAAGCCAGGGACCAAGUUCAUUGACGUCACAUCUGCUGAGAAUGUUCUCCAUGACAAAUACAUCGAGGCGCAAAAUAUUCAGCGAUUUGCUGAGAUCAAGCAAAUUGAAACUGCUGGGGCCAAUGCAGGGGAGAUGUUGUCCACUGUGCGGAACUUGGAGCUCUUCUACUAUAUUGAGAACAUCAUCAUUCCGAUGAUCCAACGCGAGUUUACAGCCCAAGCACUCACGACGCGGCUAUCUGCUGAGGACAGGAGAGCUCAGUUCGAUACCCUCAGCUGUGUUCACCAGAUUCUACGCUUAAUUCAGAGCCGAAAUGAUAGAAAUCGCUUGCUAAGGGAGACCCAGGGAGAAGGUGUGCGCCCGCUAAGCCCCAAGGAAUUCCGCAGAAUGGCUGUGGCUGAUAAUCUUAUUGACUGCCUCUAUACGUUCCUGAAAGAAGGACUGCCGGGGAUUUCAAAAGCUAUGGAGUUCGUGAAGAUCUUGUCCAGUGUCGGUCGUGCGGGAAGCCUCCAGUUUCCAGAUGUCACUGAACAAAUGUCUCAAUUCGCUGACAUGUUCGAAAGUGACGACAAGGCAUUUAUCGAUUUGGUUGCCAAAUGGAAAGCUUCAGAGUCAGACGAACACUUGGAACACGCAACUGAAGGUGAAGACGAAGGGGAAGAAGAAGAAAAUGCCGAAGAAGAGCACUACGCUCUCAAAAAUCCCUUCAGUCACUGCAAAUGUGAUUUUCAUAACCAAUUGUCUCACCAAUUCACAUCUGCACGAGCCAAAGCUUUAGCAGGAAAGCAUGAACUGAAUUAUAAUCCGGAAUUUGAAGAGCACAAUGAUGUGGACGAAGAAUUUGACGACGAUCAUGAGUGUGAACAUGAUCACCAUGAUAGCGAUAAUGAAGAAGAUGACAUUGAUGAUUCCAUCGAAGAUCCGGGUACUGAUGAGGAAGAAGCCGAAGAAAGGCGAUUUAAGGAAUUGCGCGGGUUCUUUUUCAUGGAAGCACGCAAGAUCAUUGUGAGAAGAUUCCAGGAAUCAUACAAAAAGAGAGUAUCCGACGACCGCACCAAAAAAUUCAUUGAAGAGCUCGAAGCAGAGGAAAAUGCGAAGAAAGAAAAAGAACUCAAGAAGUUGAAACAAAAGGAAAAGCAGAAGGAAAAGAAACGUCUUCAACAACUUGAAAAGGAAGAGAAACGCAAACAGAAAGAAGCAGAGGAACAAGAGAAGGCUGCUCUCCUCAAGAAAAAGCAGGAGGAAUUGCGCGCUGAGCAAAAACGUCGUGAAGAAGAAUUGAGGCUAAAGAAAGAGAAGGAAAAAUUGAAAAAGAUCGAAGCCCUCAGACAAAAAGACCCUCCAUCAGAAACCAAGAAUACGACUGACACAGAAGCUCAAAGCAACUCACCAGCUAGAGAUCAUGCGAGUGACAGCUCAUCAGUUGUGCUUGAAACGAAGAAAGCCCCGGGAAAGGAAAAGAAGAAUAAAGUUACUCCAGAGUUGAAAACAUCCACUUUCCCCCUGGAAGACUUACGCCAUCCUCUAGACACCUCUACAUCUUCUAGAGAGUCACCAGUUCCCUCGAUUCCACAGCCUAUAUCUUUGAAGGAGCCACUGAGGCAAAAUUCUGGGAUAGAUCCUCAACAACUGCUUUUAGGGAGCGAUAAAGCUAAAAAACAACCGAAAGAGGAGGAUAAAGUUUCGUUUAUACCUCCCAAGAAUCACUUACUUGAGCAAUUAUACCACGCUCGCCCAAGGACUGUCUCCACGACGUCCGGCGACUCCAUUGAUUUUCUCAAUGAGCCUGGCACAGCCUCUAGGAUGGGUACGAGCUACUCACCAUCGAAAAAGUCAGUAUUGGCUUAUCAGCCAGACACAUGGAUUGCUGGUAACACCAACCUCUUUCCAUCAGAUGCUAUAGUCCCCCCAAGUUUGGAAAGACCCCAAUUUUUCGGCAACUCAAAUGGUGCUUCUAAUACGUGGACUGCCAGAAACCCACAAGAUGCAUUCAGUGUGCCCCUGCUUGCCUCUCCUUUGAUGUCAGGUUUGCCAUUAUCCUCUUUGUGGAAUCAGAAGUACCCGAGAGGUAAUUCAAUCUGGGGAGCCAGCAGUCUGGUCAAUGCAGAAGCACAAACACAAAGUCUUUGGGGUUCGCAAACUUCACAGACCGACAUACCAAAAUCCAGCGCCUCGUCGAAUUUCAACAAAGAGCUGGUGCAGUCUGCCGCUUUCAAAGCUGUCCAAGAAGUUCACAGUUCGGCAGCAACGAAUAGUGGAUCAUCACCUGCGAUGAGGAUAUUUCAGACAGUAAAAACAAUUAUGAAUGACUCUUCUAUAAAAAUGUCCGAGUUUCUUCUGGCUCUACACUCGAGCACGAAGUACCAGUUUGAAAUUGUUUAUGAUGACUUCGGUAGCGUGACCGACAUUCAUGCUAGUAUUCAGCCCGAGCGCAUAUUUGGAGCAUCUUCAGUGGUGAAUAGAUCGCCGUCACCUCAGCAGACUCAUAUUCCUCCUUUGUUUCACUCUCAGCCAACUUUCAAUCAACGUGAACAUGGCGUCAAGUUUGCCGGGUUUGUGCCUAGUCCGCUACCGGUGAGUCAACCUAUGAGUCAGCCAUCUUUUCAACCGGGUUUGAACCCAGACCCGUUUCCACCUUCCACAGGGCCCUUUCAACCAUCGCUUGCGAUGAACCCACCAUUUUUGCCAAACACCCGCGCCCCCAACCUGCAGAUUCUGGCCCCGGAAUCCUCCAGGCUUCAGCAGGGCUCUUUACACGGAUCUAGCGAAAAUGUAAGUCAAUUUGACUCCAGCAUUUCGGGAACUAUGCAAGGUUCUUUGAGUCAGCUUGGGAUUGCCCAGAUGCGAAACGGAAUUUGGUGAUGCUCAAUCUUGAUGACUUUCAAUCUUAAUGACUUCAGGCGCUGUUUGAUAGGAGAACUGUGCUAAUAGAUAUACUACGUCUGCUCUUGUGAAUCUCUAAAUUAUACGCUAUUAAUUUAAUGCCAGAAUCUCCAGCUUCGUUGAUUUGUUUUAGAUUCUGAGCCACAGGUCGCGAAUCUGGCCCUGUGCCGCGCGUCCUGAAGUCAGGUGACGACCCGGCCCGCGACCCUCAGCCGCGCAGCAGCUUGUAGACUGGGAAAUGGAGCGAGACUUACACAGAGUUCAAGUUCUACGAAAAUAAUCAGCUGAAAAGUUGAAAGAGUUGGUAUUACGCUUUUCAAGGGAAUCUUUUUCCCACUUUCACAUUCUGCCUUCAUACGGAUCAUUGUUGUCAUUGUCCUGGGGACUUAUUACUUGCAAACCAAGCAAAAGAAAAGCCUCUGUUUCGUACUUUGAAAGCUUUUCUACGUGUUUUCAUU